This is a messenger RNA of [Torrubiella] hemipterigena, 1497 nucleotides long. Lineage: Eukaryota; Fungi; Ascomycota; Sordariomycetes; Hypocreales; Clavicipitaceae. The record is from the annotation of a GenBank genome assembly.
AUGUCGUACAUUUACAAGAAUAACCGGCUUGUACCGGCCAUUGUCAUCUCGAUAUGCCUCAUUCUAUUCUACUGCUUUAUUGAUCCGUCCAUACAGCCAGGAGAGACGCUGCAAGUCGUCUCGGUGGAAAAGACUAGCGAGCAAGCCGCCGCUAUAGUGCCUCAAAAGCCCAUCACGGAGGCUACUACACCACACAAGGCAAAUCCGCCGUCACAACCAACAAAGUCAUCAUCAUCAUUACCAAAAGCAUCUUCAUCCCCUUCAUCCAUACAGCAUAAUGGUCUGUCUGCCGACGAUGUCCUGCUCAUCGUCAAGACAGGCGGUACCACCAUCUGGAAGCGCCUGUUGAUCCAUCUCACUACAUCGCUGGAUGAGAACCGCAUCAAGCCUGAAAACAUUGCCAUCUACUCGGACCAGACCCAGACGGUCGGCCGUUUCCAGGUCAUUGAUGCGUUAGCCAACAUGACAUCUGAAAUGAAGGCCAAGGAAGAUUUCGCCGUGUACCGCCAGCUGCCCGAGUACGACUCCCACAACUACUACGUGGAAGCCGCAGGCGUAGCCGGUGAUGAAUGGGGUCCGGUCGGCGGCUGGAUUAUUGACAAGUACAAGUUUGUUCCCCUUGUCGAGCACGCCGGCGCCCACUGGCCCAAGGCCAAAUGGUACAUUUACAUGGAAGACGACGCCUAUCUCUUCCUGCCCAAUGUCAUCUCGUACCUCUCGUCCUUUGACGCGUCCAAGCCUCACUAUCUCGGCAGCUAUGCCGCCAAGUCCGACGUUAUCUUUGCCCAUGGCGGUGCCGGCUUUGCCCUUUCCCGUGGCGCAUGGGAACAGUCCUUUGGCAGCACCAAAGAGAGCCUCACAUCCAAGUACUACCAAUACACCAAGGACCACUGCUGCGGCGAUCAGGUGCUUGCGUUGGCGCUGCGCGACCAUGGCGUAAAGUUUGGCGAAAACGGCGGCGACGGCAAGUUCACCUGGGGCUUCAACCCGCUUGUGCACUGGAACUUUGCAUUUGAGCAGUCCAACUGGUGUAAACCCGUGCUGUCGUGGCACAAGGUGCACAGCCGCGACGUGGCGCGGUACUACGACUUGGAGAAGUCGUGGGACUUUAGCACUAAGGGCCCAUUGAUGCAUGGUGAUUUCUUCAAGCACAUGAUUCUACCCGACGUCAAGAAGCGUGCCGAGUGGUGGGAUAACCAGUCUGGUGUGUACUCUGUUGCUUCUGGAAACAACGAGUGGUCACCGAAGCCGCCCAAGGAGGCCAAAUACGAUGCCGCCCUCUGGAAGAAGGCCUGGCAGAGCGUGGAAGACUGCGAAGCCGCCUGCAAGAGCUGGGACAAGUGUAUGCAGUGGGCAUAUGUCGAGGAUUUGUGCAAGAUGGACGACAAGAUGAUGAUGGGCCAGGGAUAUGCCGAGGGCAUGUCGCAGCGUAAGACGGCGCUGAUGCACACGAGCGGGUGGUUGUAUGAGCGUCUUGAAAACUGGAAGUGCUCAUGA